AUGUUCUUUGGGCAUCCGAUAGGCGAAGAACUAGCUGCGGAGCUCGUGGAGGGGACCAAAGGGGCGAUGUCCAAAGUGUACAUGAUGUGCUCUGGCGCCGAAGCCGUCGAGUCCGCCAUGAAAAUGGCGAGACAAUACUACAUGGAGCUCAGCCCCAAGCAGCACAGGCGCAUCAACUUCAUUGCGCGCGAAGGUUCUUAUCACGGCUCAACUCUGGGCUCCUUGUCAUUGAGUGGUCACGUCGGAAGACGGAAGCUUUUCCAAGACAUGUUGCUCAAGAACAUUCACCGUGUAUCAGCUGCCAACGAGUAUCGGGGCAAGGCCGACGACCAAACAACGGAGCAGUACGUGCAGCAACUGGCAGCUGAGCUAGAUCACAAGUUCCAGGAGGUUGGGCCUGAUACGACCCUUGGCACAGUCCCUGCCCCUGCGGGCUAUUUCAAAGCCAUGAAAGAGGUGUGUGAAAAAUACGGAGCACUCCUCAUUAUGGACGAGGUCAUGUCUGGAAUGGGUCGUGUUGGAUCGCUUCACGCGUGGGAGCAAGAGGACGUCGUCCCAGACAUUGAGACCAUUGCCAAAGGUCUGGGAGGAGGAUUCGCACCAGUCGCAGCUGUUCUCAUCAACCACCGCGUGGCAAAUGCGUUGACAGAUGGGAGCGGGACGUUCUCCGACGGACACACAUACCAAGGCCACCCUGUGGGAUGUGCCGCCGCACUGGAGGUCCAGCGGAUCAUCAAGGAAGACAAUCUGGUGGACAAUGUUCGCGAAAACGGCAAGUAUCUCGGCCAGCUUCUGCACGAACACCUAGACGGCCACCCGUAUGUGGGUAACAUCAGAGGCAGAGGCUUCUUCUGGUCGCUUGAAUUUGUUGCGGAUAAAGGGUCGAAAGAGCCAUUCCCGCCAUCAGCCGGCAUCGCGAGCAAGGUUCACACGACCGCGCUCAACGACACAGCCAUCAGCUUGUAUCCGGGCACAGGCACCAAGGACGGUGUGAAUGGGGACCAUGUCCUGCUUGCCCCUGCUUACACAAGCACGAGGAAGGACGUUGAGAGGAUCGCUGACAAGGCCGAAACCACCCCUAACCGAGCAUUCUGGGAUCGCAAUUUCACGAGAUCCGUCCAGGCCUGCUGCAGCAAUCUCUGCCAUCACCGCCAGACAGCAUCGCGAUUCAAGAUGAGGCUCACUCAUCAACUCGCGGCUGUGGCUGCCUUUGUGCUGCCAGCCGCUGCGACGCAAUGGACUGUCACGUCGUACUAUGUCGCCACCGAGACGACGUCUGUCUGGACCAUGUAUGAUGAGACGUACACGGACCUGAUGACCUUUGGUCUCCAAAAGACGUACACGCCUGACGAGGAUGCUGCAACGUCGACGUCGAGCUACAUCUACACGUAUGAUGAUCUCAAGGUUGUCGAGAUCUACGUCGACCCUGCCAAGAUCGAGGAGGACCAGAUUGUGACCUCGACCUCGUACGAGUACUCCUACGACGCCCCAGAGACCUAUUACGUCCAGAACAUUGUCUACACGGCUCCGACGUCGUGUCCCACUGCUUUCACUGUCACCACGCGGUCCACCUUGGCUAUUCCCACCGAGGUGCUCGACGGCGUCAGCUUCGAGUCCCUGUCCACAUCCUACUCCACAGACUACUAUGGAGAUAGGUACACGUACGUUGACGCUGUCGUGCCUGACAGUCUAAUCCCCACGUCGUCCAGCGACUUGGCCGACGACUACGUCUACUCGUACUAUAUCGCCGACUGUCGCAACCCUACCGCCACGGGUGAUGCGUUCUACGGCCCUUCCUACUGGGGCAGCGACGACGACGACGACGACUCUUCUUCUUUCACCAGCGGAAGCAGUGAUGACUACGACUCCAUCUGGGGAUACCAGCCCCUGCGGACCUACGUGAUCGUCGUCGCCUCGGUCAUCCCUAGUAUCUUCCUCCUCGGCUUCUUCGAGAACUACUUUUGGUUCCGGAGGAUGAUGACCGGCAAAUUCUCCCUCCGCUUUGGUACCUGCUGCUGGAUUUUCCUCCUCCUGCCGGUCAUGUGCUUCACGCGCCAAUGCCCAGCCCGUGACUCAGAGACGCAAAAGGCCCUCAAAGCCCAGUGGAAGCAGACCGGCUUCGGCAAGGCGCUGGGCCUGUGGUUCAAGCACGGCUUCCGCCAUCGCUACCCAGUCGAUUUGCUCGGCGUGAAUCCAGUGUACAACAACCCAGCGCAACCACAGCAGCCUCCCAUGGGCCAGCCCUACCCUGGUGGUCCCCCACCGCCCGGUGGCUACAUCUACUACGGCCCUGGCCCGCAGCCGGAUGGCUCCAUGUCUUCUCAGGGCGAUGCGAAGGGAAUGCCGCCCCAUGGCAUGCCACCCCAUGGCAUGCCGCAGCCUCCACCAGGCAUGGUCAUGUAUUAUCCUCAGUAUCCCCAGCAGGCGUACAUGCAGCCCCAGCCUGCUCCCGCUCCCGGUGCGUCACCCAGCUCGCCGAGCGUAGUGUCCGACGCAACGCAACAAGCCCAGUACGCGCCCACCCAAGCGACGGCACCGAGCCAGGACGCUUCGGCGCCGCAGACAGUUCCGCAGCCGCAGGAGCAGGAGCAACAUUUUCCCAGUGGGCAACCGGGGCCUUCUGCGCCUCCGGCUACGCACCAGCAAUGA
This is a messenger RNA of Emericellopsis cladophorae, 2649 nucleotides long. RefSeq lists its product as uncharacterized. The transcript is spliced from 9 exons. Bases 1 to 2649 code for a protein of 882 amino acids. Lineage: Eukaryota; Fungi; Ascomycota; Sordariomycetes; Hypocreales; Bionectriaceae. Gene Ontology annotation, cellular component: cytosol. The record is from RefSeq and is a predicted model, not a curated record. Gene Ontology annotation, molecular function: pyridoxal phosphate binding; transaminase activity.